CGUCGGUAAGAGCCGCCAUUCAGUACAGUUUCGUUUUCCAGCUCGACCGUUGGUCAAUCUUUACGAGGUCGUAAAUAAAUUACCGUAAACAAAAUGGUGCAUUGGCGACUCCUGCUACUCGUGGCGACCAUCGCGGUUUGCGCAACCAACGGAGAAGCUAAAUCAACCGCAUCCAGCAGGUCGACUGCAGCCGAAAGAACGGGUCGCUACAAGAGUUUGCUCACCGAUUAUUUCGCUCUGCCCAGACACCCGUAUCUCAACGAAGUCAACUGGAUUAACGCCCGUGCCGGAAUCUUGUCGGAAUUCGAAAAAAUUCUCCACAAUGUCCCCAACACCACCAUGGAAAUUCAGGACUUUCACACAUCCAUCAGCUUCGUGCCCAACAUUGCGACCGAAAUCAAAGGCAAAAAUAUCAUUGUGACAUUCGCUGGACGUAAUCGAGGAAAAGCGGGAGACGAGAUCCUAGUCAUCGGCGCUCAUUACGACUCGGAUGCCUCCGUAUUGAUUAGUAUCGAUGACAACGGCUCCGGAGUAGUUGCCAUGUUGGAAAUAGCUCGCGGGCUGGCUGAUGCCAUAGUUAACCGCAAGGCUGUACUUGUUAAUACCAUCAUGUUUGUCGCCUUUGACAUCCAGAACGAGUUUAGCGAUGGCAUGGCCCAGAUUGGUGGAAGUUCUUUUUUCGUCAAAGAAAAGUUGGCGACGAUACUAGACUCGCAACCCAAACCGAGUUUCCUUGGCGCCAUCAUACUUGAUUCAGUUAUGAAUUAUAACAGCAGCGAGGGAUCGCAAGUUCUUCCUAACGGAUUUGAAAAGUCAUUUCCGGAAGCGUUCAGUCAAAUCCAAGCAAAUCUAUACAAGGGCAACUAUUUGGCAAUGGUCACCAAGGAGAGACUCAGAAGCCUCCAACUGGAUUACAGUAUCGCGCAAGAGUGGAACCGAACUGACACGCAACAGCGAUACCCUUUGUACCAACUAGAAAUCCGCCGUACAGCUGCUUCACCGGCACUUUUCGAAUUCUUAAAACAAGAUCACGUUCCGUUUUGGAAUUUUGAGAACAACCCACUUUCUGCUGUUCUUCUCACUGACACUAGUAAAUGGCGAGGAAUUCAAAGGAUGUGCGGAAUAACCAUUUGCAACAGCACUCAACUUUUAACCUCAGAUCGACUUAACAUGCUGGAUCAAGUUGUAGUAACAUUGGAACGAUUUAUCUCACAAUCUCACUUGGAUGGUUCGGUAUCGAUCGACACAGGAAGUGGAACGUCCAUUUACGCUAGCUUAUCUGCCACCAUUUUGACUGUUUUAAUAGCUUAUCUUAUGUGAAUUUCUUUCCGGCUCACAAUUCAUUAACCACUCUCGUAAAUGUCUAACUACCGUCUUAUCUAACAUUAUUUAGAACAAUGUGAAUUAGAAUAAUCUAUUCUAAUUCACAAAACCGACAUCAAUGUGCCAAAUACAUAUAUUUGUUUCACAAAAACUCGAAAA
Daphnia pulex (common water flea) is the source of this 1482-nucleotide messenger RNA. RefSeq lists its product as uncharacterized. The record is from RefSeq and is a predicted model, not a curated record. The transcript has 6 exons. Bases 94 to 1320 code for a protein of 408 amino acids. Gene Ontology annotation, biological process: proteolysis. Lineage: Eukaryota; Metazoa; Arthropoda; Branchiopoda; Diplostraca; Daphniidae. Gene Ontology annotation, molecular function: metalloexopeptidase activity.